UAGUUGGAAAGUCAACCCAGCAAGGCUCAGUUCUAAAACUUGAGCUUGUCUCUCAAGAAGAGAACCCUAAGUUGAGCGAUUCCAGAAUCGAAGGAUAUAAGUGCUGAACUGAACCAUGGAUUAUCAGUCGAGCAUCUUCCAGGACAAUAAUCCUAUGGAGAAUCUGGAAAAACAGCUGAUCUGCCCUAUCUGCCUAGAGAUGUUCUCCAAGCCCGUGGUGAUCCUACCUUGCCAGCAUAACCUCUGUAGGAAAUGUGCUAAUGACGUCUUUCAGGCUGCAAAUCCAUACUGGCAAACAAGCCGAGGAACCACCAUAUCUGGAGGACGUUUCCGGUGUCCCUCUUGCCGACAUGAAGUCAUCCUGGACCGCCAUGGAGUCUACGGUCUCCAGAGGAAUCUGCUGGUAGAGAAUAUCAUCGAUAUCUAUAAACAGGAAUAUUCAAGCCGUCCCCUCAAGAAGGGAAACCACCCAAUGUGCAAAGAACACGAAGAUGAAAAGAUCAACAUCUAUUGCUUGACCUGUGAGGUUCCUACCUGCUCUAUGUGCAAAGUCUUUGGAGCACACAAAGAUUGUGAAGUGGCGCCUCUUCAAAGCGUCUUUCAGGGACAGAAGACUGAGCUAACCAACUGCAUCUCCAUGUUGGUAGCAGGGAAUGACAGGGUGCAGACGAUCAUCAGCCAGCUGGAGGACUUGUGCAAAACGACAGAGGAGAACAGUCAGGUGGCUAAGCAGUCCUUGUGUGAGAAGUUUGAAGCUCUCAUUGCUGUCCUUGAGGAGAAGAGGACGGGCCUCCUCCAGCGCAUCUCCAAGGAGCAGGAGGAGAAGGCCGGGUUCUUACAGAACCUCAUCCAACAGUAUAAAGAUCAACUGGAGAAGUCCAGCAAGCUGAUCGAGAGUGCCAUUCAGUCUAUGGAAGAAGAAGGAGGAGCUGCUUUUCUCAUGACCGCCAAGCAACUUAUUAAAACAAUCGUGGAUGCAUCAAAAGGUGGCCAGUUGGAGAAGGUCGAGACAGGCUUUGAAAACAUGGACUACUUCACCGUAGAUUUGGAAAGUAUCACAGAAGCCUUGAGAAGCAUCGACUUCGAGGCAGAUGAAGAUGAUGAUGAACUGAAUGAGGAAGACGAAACAGAAGAGGAGCAGCCAGUUGGGCAAACAGAUGGUACACAGUAACCAGGAAAGAACAUGAAAUUCCAAGGAGGAAGCAAGCAGAAUAACCGGCUCUGUAGGAUUUGGAUAGAGGAAGAGGAGGGAUGGGGUGGGGGAAACCCAAACUGGAUGCCCAUCAAGUAUACAGGGCAAAGCCCGGCUGAUGAAGGAUCGUUUGGGAUGUAGAAUUCGUGGCAAUGCAGGAAGGCAGAAACGCACAGAGACACUUUAUACACGGGUGCAACAUGGAACCUUUCAUACAUGUUAUAUAUUGUGAUUUCUUUUUGUACAUAAUUGUUCAGGACACUUGAUUAUUUUUUGGGGGGGGGGGCUGUUGUUAAAGAAAAUAUAAGAUUUUGUUCAUUAGGUUCACAUCAGAGCACACCCUUCCACCAACUGAAGGCAGUGGAUUCUGGGAAUGAGUUAAAAACCGUUUCCAUGAGCAGACAGGAGGUAGUCAAGCAAAAGUCGAUUUCGUUGUGCUUUUUAAUCUAUGAAAAAUACUGUCUGCGCCUCGAAGCAAAUGUAAAUGACGUUUGUUGGUUUUUCUUCUUUGUUGUAUAUAGUUACAUAAUAAAAUAAAUUUCCAUUUUA
This is a messenger RNA of Pantherophis guttatus, 1741 nucleotides long. It is a transcript of the gene TRIM63, whose product is annotated as tripartite motif containing 63. Gene Ontology annotation, biological process: regulation of microtubule cytoskeleton organization. Gene Ontology annotation, cellular component: cytoplasm. The record is from RefSeq and is a predicted model, not a curated record. Gene Ontology annotation, molecular function: zinc ion binding. Lineage: Eukaryota; Metazoa; Chordata; Lepidosauria; Squamata; Colubridae.